This is a messenger RNA of Letharia lupina, 264 nucleotides long. RefSeq lists its product as uncharacterized. Bases 1 to 264 code for a protein of 87 amino acids. NCBI's taxonomy places the organism in Eukaryota, Fungi, Ascomycota, Lecanoromycetes, Lecanorales, Parmeliaceae. The record is from RefSeq and is a predicted model, not a curated record. The transcript has 2 exons.
AUGCCUGGGGGUGUUUGCGCUUCACAGCCGCUGCCACCCCUAUUUCGGCCUAUAUGGGGCCCUGGGGGUCCCGAAGCGCCCCCGAGAGCAACCUUAGUGAUUGGCGUUGUCGGAUAUCUACGUUUUCUCGGAGCCCGUAUCGAUGGAGUGAAAGGUGGCAUGGAGAAAGUGAAGCGCGACGUACAGGACGUGAAGCUGGACACGAAGGAGACGAAGCUGGACAUCAAAGCUCUCCUGGGUCGUCAACACCAUCUCGAGCUCUAG